Molecule: messenger RNA, 2420 nt
Organism: Fusarium redolens
Lineage: Eukaryota; Fungi; Ascomycota; Sordariomycetes; Hypocreales; Nectriaceae
Product: ADP-ribosylation factor family-domain-containing protein
Exons: 4
Coding region: 29-2086 (685 amino acids)
Biological process (GO): vesicle-mediated transport; intracellular protein transport
Cellular component (GO): cytoplasm
Molecular function (GO): GTPase activity; GTP binding
Source: RefSeq, a predicted model, not a curated record
AAUUCAAUUCAAUUCAAUCAUCAGCAUCAUGCGUAUCGCUCGUUGGCUCUUAGGUGGAGGUCGCGAACAUGUCGGCAUCGUUCUAGGCAGUGAUACAGCCGGUAAAACAACAUUUCUAUACAGACUAAAGUUCAAAGAAGCUGUACAGACACUCCCGACAAUCGGUUUCAAUGUCGAGACUAUAGAUUAUCCUGAUGGAGAGAAGGUCACGCUCUGGGACGUUGGAGGCUGUGAUGCCAUUCGUCCUCUUAUACGACACUACAUGGCCAAAGAUCGGUUCCUAAUCUUCAUACAAAGCUGUACCGACACAGAUCCAGAUCGUAUUGAGUUCUCGCUUGAGUAUCUCCGCAUGGGAAUGGAGAUGAUGCUUGAAUACGAAGCGAAGCACAUGUUCAUCAUCUUCAACAAACAAGACCUCCUCUCAGAAGAAGAACGACCAAAAGUCGUCAAAGAUCUCAAAUCUCGUAUUGAAGCUGAGAUCAAACCAUAUGCUAAUAAGCUGGACAUAAAGAUCUUGGAUUAUCCAGGUCUAAGUGCCCUCUGGGGUGGCCAGGUUCAUAAAGUCAUGGAUGAGAUACGAAAAACUCUAAAACCGAAGAAACCAGCGAAGGAUACAAAAGCUGAGAUUGAACAGAGGGAGAAAGGACCGAGUGAAGAAGAGCUUCGCAAUAGGGUCAGAACAGCUAAUGCUGAGAGUGCUGAUGCCAAGACGUUCUGGGAGUCGUUUUUGGAUGGGAGUUUGGAGGAGUGGGACCAUUACACUCAUCUCAGAGCAGGUUUCUUCGUCAUGCAUGAUUCCUUCAGCAAAGGAUUUGGAUUACUGGAGUGUGCUGAUGAGUUCAUGAAGCACUUGAACCGGCUGCGGGAGGGAAAUCCUGAGAGGUUUCGCAACACGGCGCACAAAACGAUGACUAUAUUCUGGCUUCAACAAAUCCAAGUCGCUGCAAUCGAAUACCAAGCAAAAUCAGGUCUCGACAAAUUCCCUUCCCGAGGAGACUACGCCGAUAUCGUCUUCUCGGCACCUCAUCUCAUGAACUCCGGCCUAUGGAGGUCAUACUACUCCAAGAACCUGCUGUUCUCACAGCUAGCUCGAGAUAAUUACCAUCUUCCUGACUUACAGCCUCUUCCUACGAUUAAGCAAGUCACCUCUGCACCUUUGCGAGAGAAAGCUGUAAACGAUGUUGAUAGAUUGCCACGAUUUGCUUUUUCUGUGGUUCAAAAGACUCUUUCUUCGAAGCUCAGACGGGGAGGUGUUGUUAAACAGGCCCUUGAAGCAUUGCAGUCUUCGACUAUGCGUUUGAGAGCUUCGGAUUCUUCGGUUCCUCCGUACUCUGAGACACAAGCAUACUUCUGGAUCCAAAUCAUCCAUGCUUAUACUCGCUCCUUGGAAGUUGAAUCGUCCGAAAGCCAUUUCAUCACUUACGAAGCGUUCAAAUCUCUCUUUGAUAUCAAAGGUGAUGAAUGGAGGGAAUAUUACUCCCAAUCAACAUGGGAGAGCAUCUCCGCUCGAAUGACAUUCGUCAACCCCGACAAGAAACCUCUCCCAAAUAUCUUCGGGUUACCGUCACAAGCCAGAAUGGACCUCGCUAGAUCACAGAUGAUAAACGCUAUGAAUCACCGCUCAACGAGUACAGACCUUCCACCCCCUGAAGAUCUAGACUUCUUAGCAGCGAUUCUCAUCGACGAAGCAAAACUCAUGCCAGAAUCCGAACUCAACGUCGCCAGCCACGCAAGUCUCAUAAACUUCUUAUUCAACCGUCUAACAGGGAAGACCAAAUCCUCUGCUACGAGUACAAAACGCGGUGAUGCCUCGCUAGCUUCGUCGACGGCGUUGGAGAUUGCGAAAUGGACGGGCUUGACACAGGCUAUGUUCUGGGUACAGCAGAUCCAAAUUGCACUUGCUGGACGGAAAGAAAUGAACUUUGAUGAGUUUAUAAAGGGGAACUCGGUUCUGGCGUUUGAGGAUUUGCCGUUUGUGUAUUAUUCGCCGCAGUUGUGGGGGAGCGUUGAGGCGAGCGAUGGGUAUGUGAUACCUGAUAGACGGGGGCUUUCUAGUAUUGUAUCUGGAGGGGCCAAACAUGGCUAAUGAAUGGCCAUGUUUACAAGUUAGAAUGCAUUCAUUUUGUUAUGAUUCCUUGGAUAUGAGAAGUGCCAUCAUGUGUAGAGCCCAACUCGGAGGCGAAGCUAGCUCAAUCAAGUCUCUCUCAGCGACGCACUCAGGGGACCAAGAACGUAUCUAUCGUGUCAUUUUUUAAUUUCUCUAUGAUCUCUGGAUACGCUUCUAACGCUAUGGCACGCUUUAUGUCUCUGAAACACAUGCCCUCUAAUUAUAAACGCAACUCAUGUCAGCUCAAACAGCUGUUCCAUGAUCAACCUCAACACCCCCCCCUCCAAGCUGACAAUCACACCCCAAAAACCUC